GGUAUUUAUUUUAGCGCAAAAAAAAAAGGGCAAAAACCUUUGGACCGGCAGGUGCCCGGUUCACCGGUUCUCCGCCCUAGGAUCGAAUGCCCGUCUCCACCGCCGUCCCCCGCCUCGCCGCACUCCUCCGCUCCGCAGGACUCCGGCGCUUCCCCGCUCUCUGCCGCCAGCUCCACGCCCAACUACUUAAGUCCGGCCUCCGCCAUCUCCCCCCCUUCCCCGUCGCCCUCCUCACCGCCUACGCCCACUGCGGCCUCCUCCCCGCCGCCCACAACCUCUUCGACGAAACUCCUCACCGCGAUCCCUUCCUCUACUCCGCCAUCCUCGCGGCUUUCUCCCACUCCGACCGCCCUUCCGAUGCUCUCCCCCUCUUCUGCCAGAUGCUUGCCGUCGACCGUAUCCCUCUCGACGGGUUCAUCCUCGCCACCCUCGUCAAGACCUCUUCUCGCCUUGCCUCCAUUCGCCUGGGCAGGCAAGCCCACGCCCAAUUCCUCUCUUCGCCAUUGCUCUCAGGAGACGAUGUCGUUAAGUCCUCCCUCGUUGACAUGUACUCCCGGUGUGGCGCCCCUGACGACGCCCGCAAGGUCUUCGACACUAUCCUCCACAAGAAUUGCGUCUCCUGGACAGCUAUGGUCUCCGGGUAUGCGUCCAAUGGCCGAAAAGUGGAGGCUUUGGAGCUUUUUCGGCAAAUGCCGGAGAAGAACGUAUUCGUGUGGACUGCUUUGAUUUCAGGGUUCAUACAGAGCGGCGAUAGCUUUGGCUCUGUGAAGUUAUUUGUUGAGAUGAGAAGAGAAGGUGUUCAAAUAGAAGAUUCCUUCAUCCUAUCAAGUAUUAUUGGUGCUUCUUCUCACCUGGCCUCGCUUGAACUUGGCAAGCAGUUACAUUGUCUCGUGGUGGGUCUAGGAUAUGAAUCGAGCAUGAUUGUAGGCAAUUCUCUUGUGGACAUGUAUGCAAAGUGCAGCGAUAUUUACUCGGCUAGAGCUGUAUUUGAGGGAAUCUUAGCACGGGAUAUUGUCUCGUGGACAACUAUGGUCGUCGGAGAGGCUCAGCAUGGGAGAGCUGAGGCUGCACUGACUCUUUUUGAUGAAAUGGUUCUCGCUGGAGUGAAGCCGAAUGAGGUGACGUUUGUUGGGGUGAUCUAUGCUUGUAGCCAUGCAGGUUUGGUCCAGAGAGGGCGUGGACUUUUUGAUUCAAUGACCCGGGACUAUGGAAUGAAGCCCUUGCUGCAACACUAUACUUGUUUGUUGGAUCUUCUUAGUCGGUCGGGGCACCUAUCUGAUGCAGAGGAUGUUAUCAGAACAAUGCCAUAUGAACCUGAUGAAGCUACUUGGGCUGCUCUACUGAGUUCUUGUAAGAAGCAUGGGGACACCCAGAGGAGCAAUAGGAUUGCUGAUCAUUUGUUGGCCUUGAAACCAAGAGACCCUUCAACUUAUAUACUGUUGUCUAAUACAUAUGCCAUUGCUGGGAAGUGGGGGCAUGUGGCUACUGUCAGGAGGUUGAUGGCAAAUAUGGAGAUCAGGAAAGAGCCAGGUUAUAGUUGGGUUGAAUUAGGGAAGGAGAGCUGUUUGUUUCGUGCUGGGGAAGUGCCACAUAAUAUGAGAAAUGAGAUCCUUGAAUUGCUUGAGCGGUUGGUUAUGGAGAUGAAGAAGAGAGGGUAUGUUCCAGAUACCAGUUCCGUUAUGCAUGACGUGGAAGAGCAUGAGAAGGAGCAGCAGUUGUUUUUGCAUAGUGAGAGGCUGGCUGUUGCCUAUGGGAUACUCAAGUCAGUUCCUGGAGCAGUGAUUCGUGUGGUGAAGAACAUUCGUGUUUGCAGUGACUGUCAUACAGUAAUGAAGUUGAUUAGUAGUAUUAUCAGGAAGGAGAUUGUUGUGAGAGAUGCCACCCGUUUUCACCAUUUUGAGGGUGGAAAGUGCUCUUGUGGUGAUUUUUGGUAACCUAAGAAUUCCAUGAUGAAAAAUUAAUUCUAUCCAGACAAAAUAGUAUCAUCAGAAGAUCAGCAUCAACUCAUCAAACAAGUUUUUCAUAAAAGGACAUUAAAUGCAUAAUAACUUAUCAACUGGAAGGUAUGGAUAUCAGAGACACCUUAUAUUGCUUGGAGGCUAUCUGAAAAAUCUUACUCAGCUGAAAUUUGUUCUUUAUUGCAGCUGAACUCCAUAUACCAAAAUACAAUGAUCAGGGAAGAAUUAAUAUAAUCAUUGUUGGUAAGAUGAUUUGUUUCUAGGCCUUCAUAUGUAGCAUGGAAUUCUAGUAGAUGGCCAAUUGACAUUAAAAUUCCUGACCAAAUAGUCUUAUCAUUAAGUCUGAUUGCAUGCAAUGUCCUUGGUAGAAUGAGUAGUGUAUACAUGAACAUUGUUUGAUGAUAGUUCUGGCAUGCAACAAGUGGGCGAGAUGAAAAAUUUUGACCAUAAAUCCCACCCAACUAGUGCAAUGUAUUACAAAAAGGAUAGUUAACUGUUUAAUAAUCAAAUGAUAGGAAUGAGAAACUUGAGUGUCGGUGAUCAUAUGAUGCGCAUGUUGCACUUUAUUUAUUUAUUUUUUGUAAAGCUUUUCUUGAUCUUAAAAGCCUUAAGCAUUUUUUGCAUUUGCUCAGAGGUCAAAAUAUGUGUAAGUGACACUUCUAAAGGGAAUACCAUGCACAAAUCCCUCCUGAUUUUGUAGAUCUUUUUCUGGAGGUUUUUGAGCAUUACUUGCUCUACAAAGGAGAUUUUCUGUGUGGCCAUGUUUUCGAAAGACUUUUGUUGGUUCCUUUCAUUAGGUGUCUGCAGCAACUCUUUCAAACAUAAAGAGGAAAUCAUGAGCAAAGUGAUGCAUAAUAUUGUCACUUGGCCAAUACUAUAGCAGGAGAUGAUUUGUUAUUCUUGUCUUGUUGCAGGCUCACUUUGUGUUAAGUUUGUCCUUGGGAAAGCUUUCUUGUGUAUCUUGAGUUUUUGCAUUGUUCUUUGUUGUCCUUUCCCCCCUCAUUGUUAUUGCUAGUCCUGUACAGUCUUAGUAGUUAACUAGUGCUUUUCAGGAGAUCGGUGAAACUUAUCCUGUUCAUGUCUAUAUACUGUUAGAUCCUAAUUACUUGUCCUUUUUCCUCUUUAUAUUUUUACUAUUUAAUAAUCUUGCUGUUCGUGUAUUCAAAUUUUACUAAACAAAGUGAUCUCUCUAGCAAAUGGGGAUUGAUUUUAUAGAAGCCAACCUUCUAGUCAAUGCAUGAGGCCAUGAUUGGCUCACAAGUCUGUCUUUGUAUGGCUGGAACCGGUUUUCCAUGUAAUCCAAGCUUAUGAUGCCUAUCUUUCAAUGCAAAAUUAUUAUUGAAGAUAGUCAUAGUCAUCAUUCAGCACCUCUUUGUGAAUCGGUCCAGUCUUAUAAGAUUACAUAGGGACAGGAUGACAUUCGUCAUGAAAAGUGGGCAUCACUUUACCCGAUUGUGAGUUUCAGAACAACUUAAAGCAAAUGUCUCUACCAAGAUAUGCCCACAUUACAACCAUUUUGAUUGAUAGCUAUGUUGCAUUGAAUGUUGGCUGCACUCUCAAGAACGCAAUAGCCAACCCUUGAUAAUAUGGCUGAGGAUCAUGCUUGACAGUUAAUGGACAUGUUAAUGCUCGAAUGAUUUGAAUAAAUCUAAUAGUUCAAUGAAUUGAAUUUUAACAUUUAUUAAGUUGGAAAAAUAAAUAUCAGUAACAGCAGUAACAGCAUUCAAAUGGAUUUAAUUUUAGCAUUCAUAACUUUUUACUCUAGUUUAAUGAUAUCUCAUCAUAACAUUUUUAAUUUGUAUUGCAGGGGUAGAUGCCAACAUAGUGAGGAGCAGCAAUACGGUGGAAGCAGAGGCCAUUGUUUCAAGAAUAUGUGCACAAGUACUUGGAAGUUAGAUUCUUUGGAGGAUGUUGAGGAAUGAUAAUUUACUGCUAUAGAUAUUUAAAGGCAGGAGGCUCCAUGGUGUGAUCUUGGUCUGAUGGUGGUUCUAGAUAGAACGUACUAAGAGUGCUUUGUGAUAUUUUCCGUGCAGAUAAAUCCCCUCUAUGCCAUUCAAGGCUAAUAUUAAUAUUUUGAACAAUUACAAAAGGUGAAUGAACUGAAGUUAAUGAAUAAGCUUGACUUGAGGUGUCUAAAUGCUCCAUUUCAUGGUUAUGGGGUUGGGUUAUGAAGUGUGGAUGUGGUCAGGAUCUGCUGAGCUUCCACUUUGGAUUGGUCUCUUCAGUUCAAAAAAGUUGUAGCAGAGUAGGAUUAGAAGCAGCGGUAUGAGUUUGUCUUCCUUUUUGAGAGCUAGGCUUCUGGAGAGUAGGACCUUGCUAGGGUAUGGGGUUCUUUGCUAACCCCUAUUCUUUGGCUGUGAUGGCAACAACUCAAAGACGGAGGAGAAGCCUCAGAACCAUGAUGAUGCCAUCAGAGGGCAACAUGAGAGCAGACAGAUUAGAGAAAUAAGCCUUGAAUGAGCAGCUGACUUGCGAUGUUGCUUUGCGGAUCUGUUAGUGGUGGUUCUGCUUGAGGAAACAGAUAAUGAUCACCUCCCUCAGAGCAGGGAACAAGCAACAUAACAUCAGCUCAUCUAUGGUGCUCGCAUGUCCAUGCAGGCCCUCUGUCGGACAAGAUAUGCCUGUCUGACAUCAGCUUAAGCCUUAUGAGCUUCACGUUCUUGUCAAAUUCAUCCAUAAGGUGGCGAUGCAUGAACCGGAACUGGAUGCUGCUGCUGAGCAGGUUCUCCUGCCUUUCAUCCCUAAAACUCUUGUAGCCAUGACUCUCAUUCUCUUGAGGAAUCAAUCAUGGGGAAUCCUCUCCAAUCUAACCUAAGCGGCUGGCCUUGAUGCCAUGCUCACAGUGGUCAGGCCUCAGAUGAACAACGCCAGCGAGUACAUGCUGGAGGCAGCUGCCAAGUCCUUCCAAGUUUGUCACCUGGGUGUCAAGAUGGUGGAGGAGAUCAACGUUGUCGUGGGAUGUACUGUUGGUCUUGGCCAAAAGGAAACUAUGGUGAUGAGGAUCAUUGCCAUCUUGCAGUGCUUGCCUGAAGCUGCCUCUCUUUGUGGCUUGGAUAUUUUUAAAUCAGUGUCGGAAGCUGUGCACAAUUUGCCUGCACCAUCGGUCUGAAGCUGUGCCGGGAGCUUGUGUCUUCAGUGCCACAUUGCAGCAUCGGUAUGGGAGUUGCGUCACGUUGCUUCAUGUCCAUUGUUAGCAUGUGAUGAAGAAUCAGGGGUAUCAUUUGCAAGUCUCAAGCAGUCUGUGAGCUAGGAAUGUCACGAGGGCUGCAGCACUCUAAAGCUUCCUUUUCUAAAGAAUAUGUGGGGUAGGAGGUUGAAAUUGGAGCACAGUCGUCCCAAUCUGAUAAGAAAGCUACUGCUGCAAUUGCCCGAAAGUUGUAGUAGAAAGAGAUUUUUCAGGAUUAUAAUGAGAUACAUAGGAGGUUGAUAAUUGGAACAAUGGAAAAGGUGAUUUCCAGGACAGAUUCCAUGUGUUGGUGGUGCCCCUUUAGAAGAGGUUCUCAUGGUCAUGGAAUCCAUGUUUUCAUCUUUGUUUUAGGUGGGCAAUGUGCUGAAAAAUCUGAAGAGUAAACUAAGGGAUAUAAUAUCAAGCCUGCGCUUAUGUUUUGCAGUGACCUUAAGUGUGUUUAUGAUCUGCAAUGGAGGGUCACAAUCUUUUAUAUAUGCACAAGCAACGAAACUAUACAGGAUUCUGCUCAUGCCUCUUCAGUUUGCAUUACAAAUGAAGUGUGCAUCCAUUCAUGUGUGCAUGGAAAUUAGGUGAAUUAGAUCUCUCAGUGUAAAUUUUAUUACAAUAAUGGUGUUGUGUCUCAUGCUUGAUGGGCUCCG
Molecule: messenger RNA, 5786 nt
Organism: Phoenix dactylifera (date palm)
Lineage: Eukaryota; Viridiplantae; Streptophyta; Magnoliopsida; Arecales; Arecaceae
Product: Pentatricopeptide repeat (PPR) superfamily protein
Biological process (GO): RNA modification
Molecular function (GO): zinc ion binding; protein binding; RNA binding
Source: RefSeq, a predicted model, not a curated record